AUGAAUAAUUAUGAUACUGUCAUCCUUGAUAUUGAAGGAACAAUAACUCCAAUAACGUUUGUCAAAGCUACAUUGUUUCCUUAUGUUAUUUCAGGGCUUGAGUCUUUCUUAAAUAGAAUGUGGGGGUCAGCUGAAUUGCAAGAAUAUAUUGCAUUGUUACGAGAACAGGCAAAAAAAGAUGUAGAGGGAAAAGCCUCUUUAGAAGCAGUCUUGAUACCUACUGAAUCAGAGGCCUCCGCGGAUGAGAUAAAAAAUGCAAUCAAAAGGAAUAUAAGAUGGCAAAUGGAAGCCGAUCGUAAGAUAGGGGCUCUCAAAUCUUUCCAAGGAUACAUGUGGAAGGAAGGCUAUGAGGCCGGUAUUCUGCGGGGAGAGAUUUAUGAUGAUGUUAUACCUGCAUUAGAUAAAUGGAAGGCUACAGGAAAGAAAAUCUAUAUAUAUUCUUCCGGAAGUGUUUCUGCUCAGAAAUUAUUACUCACUUUCUCGAACAAAGGAGAUUUAUCCAAUUAUUUCGACGGCUAUUUUGACACAGCUGUAGGUUUAAAAUCCGACACAAACUCUUAUAAGAAUAUCGCCAAGAGCAUUGGAAAGGAGAACGAUACCAAAAAUAUUCUAUUUGUUACAGAUAAUAUUCAAGAGAUAUUUGCUGCAGAAAAAGCUGGAUACCAGGUCGUUAUUUCUGAUCGUCCUAAUAAUGCACCAUUGUUGCCUGAAAGUAAAAAUUACAAAAUUGUUUCUUGUUUUGAUCAAAUCUAG
Mycotypha africana is the source of this 753-nucleotide messenger RNA. Its product is annotated as 2,3-diketo-5-methylthio-1-phosphopentane phosphatase. Bases 1 to 753 code for a protein of 250 amino acids. The record is from RefSeq and is a predicted model, not a curated record. Gene Ontology annotation, molecular function: acireductone synthase activity; magnesium ion binding. The transcript is spliced from 7 exons. NCBI's taxonomy places the organism in Eukaryota, Fungi, Mucoromycota, Mucoromycetes, Mucorales, Mycotyphaceae.